UUUAUCCACCACCACUGACUUGGCAUUUUUAGCUGCCUGGCUGAGGCUUUGUUUCCAUGCUCUGGACGUACUCAGUUCAAGAUAUGUUUCAAGGUCAUGGCAAAACCCCAAAAGAUGCAGCCUCAGUUCGGGCCACCCAUCCCAUACCAGCCGCCUGUGGGAUUUAUUACUUUGAAGUAAAAAUUGUUAGUAAAGGAAGAGAUGGUUACAUGGGAAUUGGUCUUUCUGCUCAAGGUGUGAACAUGAAUAGACUACCAGGUUGGGAUAAGCAUUCAUAUGGUUACCAUGGAGACGAUGGGCAUUCAUUUUGUUCUUCUGGAACGGGGCAACCCUAUGGACCAACAUUUACAACCGGUGAUGUCAUUGGCUGCUGCGUAAACCUCAUCAUCAAUACCUGCUUCUACACAAAGAAUGGACAUAGUUUAGGUAUUGCUUUUACAGAUCUACCGCCAAAUUUGUAUCCUACCGUGGGACUUCAGACACCGGGAGAAGUGGUGGAUGCCAAUUUUGGGCAGCAUCCAUUUGUGUUUGACAUAGAAGACUACAUGCGAGAAUGGAGAACCAAAAUCCAGGCCCAGAUAGAUCAGUUUCCAACAGGAGAUCGAGAAGGAGAAUGGCAGACCAUGAUACAAAAAAUGGUUUCAUCUUACUUAGUCCAUCAUGGGUACAGUGCCACAGCGGAAGCCUUUGCCAGAUCCACAGACCAGGCCGUAUUAGAAGAAUUAGCUUCCAUUAAGAAUAGACAAAGAAUUCAGAAAUUGGUGUUAGCAGGUAGAAUGGGAGAAGCCAUUGAAACAACGCAACAGUUAUAUCCAAGUUUACUUGAAAGAAAUCCUAAUCUCUUAUUUACGUUAAAGGUGCGCCAAUUCAUAGAAAUGGUGAACGGUACCGACAGCGAAGUCCGGUGUUUGGGGGUCCGCAGCCCCAAAUCGCAAGACAGUUACCCUGUGAGCCCUCGAUCCUUUAGUAGCCCCAGCAUGAGCCCCAGCCAUGGCAUGAAUAUCCAUUGUCUAGCAUCAAGCAAAGGAAACACUGCGCAUUUCUCCGGUUUCGAAAGUUGUUGUAGUAAUGGAGUAAUAUCAAAUAAAGCACAUCAAACUUAUUGUCAUAGUAAACACCAAUCAACCAGUUUAAAUGUACCAGAACUAAAUAGUAUAAAUGUGUCAAGGUCACAGCAAGUUAAUAGCUUCACCAGUGAUGUGGACAUGGAAACAGAUCAUUAUGCUAAUGGGGUUGGAGAGUCUUCAUCCAAUGGCUUCGUGAAUGGCAGUUCUAAACAUGACCAUGAAAUGGAAGAAUGUGACACAGAAAUGGAAGUUGAUUCGAGUCAGUUGAGGCGUCAGCUGUGUGGAGGAAGUCAAGCGGCCAUCGAAAGAAUGAUCCACUUUGGAAGAGAACUACAAGCUAUGAGUGAACAACUGAGGCGAGAAUGUGGCAAAAACACAGCAAAUAAAAAAAUGCUGAAGGAUGCGUUCAGUUUACUUGCUUAUUCCGAUCCUUGGAGCAGUCCAGUUGGAAACCAGCUUGAUCCAAUUCAGAGAGAACCUGUGUGCUCAGCGCUAAACAGUGCAAUACUAGAGACCCACAAUCUGCCAAAGCAACCUCCACUGGCCUUAGCCAUGGGGCAGGCCACACAAUGUCUAGGCCUGAUGGCUCGGUCAGGAAUCGGCUCCUGUGCAUUUGCCACAGUGGAAGACUAUCUACACUAGCUAUGCAUUUAAAAGAGCGCAAACUUAUAUCGUGGCGUAUAGACAUGGAAGGAGACCAGCUCUGCUGACUUGGAAAUUUAGAUUUUUUUAAAUUACGUACUGCGGACAGGUCUUUGUCGCUUUACAUUGCUUCCUAGUUUACAGCAUGAUGCAAAUGAUUUUCUAACUUAGUUGUUAGGAGAAAUUAUUUUCCAUCUUUAACCUCUUAGUUGUCUAAGAGUUAAAAUACCACUACUGAAUUUCAGACAUUCAAACGGAUCUUCACACACAAGCCCUCAAACAAUUAUU
Molecule: messenger RNA, 1997 nt
Organism: Tachyglossus aculeatus (Australian echidna)
Lineage: Eukaryota; Metazoa; Chordata; Mammalia; Monotremata; Tachyglossidae
Gene: RANBP9
Product: RAN binding protein 9
Exons: 14
Coding region: 57-1709 (550 amino acids)
Biological process (GO): cytoskeleton organization; cell surface receptor signaling pathway
Cellular component (GO): cytoplasm
Molecular function (GO): protein binding
Source: RefSeq, a predicted model, not a curated record